This is a messenger RNA of Myxozyma melibiosi, 865 nucleotides long. RefSeq names its product putative CDC31-spindle pole body component, centrin. Lineage: Eukaryota; Fungi; Ascomycota; Lipomycetes; Lipomycetales; Lipomycetaceae. Gene Ontology annotation, biological process: spindle pole body duplication. The record is from RefSeq and is a predicted model, not a curated record. The transcript is spliced from 4 exons. Gene Ontology annotation, molecular function: calcium ion binding; microtubule binding. Gene Ontology annotation, cellular component: mitotic spindle pole body; half bridge of spindle pole body. Bases 99 to 743 code for a protein of 214 amino acids.
CUGCACAAACGCGAAACCGCGCGCGCAUAAACUUCGCUCCUCCACCGCCUUCCCAUCUUCACGCGUCCCUCCUUGCUCUUUGAUAGCCCAACAACCAAAUGUACUCCUCCACGCUAAAUCACCAAUCAAUCAGCAGUAAACUCGCAAGUCGGCGACGGAACCUGUCGCCUGGACCCGCUGCUGCUGCUGGUGCUGCUAAUGCUGCUGCUGCGAACGCUGCUGCUGCUGGUAAUCCAGGCGCGCCGGCUGCGGGUGGUUUGAAUGCGACUGGUGCGCGCGCGGGUGCUCAGGCGAGAAGAAGGGAGUUGACUGAGGAGCAGCGACAUGAGAUUGAAGAGGCGUUCCGGAUAUUCGACAUGGACGGUGACGGCAAGAUUGAUUAUCACGAAUUAAAGGUCGCGAUGAGAGCCCUCGGCUUUGAAGCAAAGAAAUCAGAAGUCGCAGACAUCCUCCGCGACAACGAACGUGGCUCCCCAGGCUUCAUAACCUUCGACUCCUUCUUCCGCGUCAUGUCGGAAAAAAUCUCCCUCCGCGACCCCCUCGACGAAAUCCGCCGCGCAUUCGCACUCUUCGACGAAGACCAAACCGGCAAAAUCUCCCUCCGCAACCUGCGCAAGAUCGCAAAGGAGCUCAACGAGAAUUUAGAAGAGGAAGAGCUCGAGGCUAUGAUUAAUGAGUUUGAUCUCGAUGGUGAUGGCGAGAUAAGUUUGGAUGAGUUUAUCGCUAUUUGUUCUGAUAAGUAAUUGCUUCUUCUCAUUGAUUUUCAGCAGUUGGUGUAUAUUAGUAUUAGUUGUCUUUGUCUUGUUGAUUUACGGUCCGGUGUAUCUUAUUGUUAUCUUCUAAUUCACUUCUACUCUCUAUCAUC